GUGAAGGACAGCACUCGCUUUUGAGAAGCUCUUGAGAUCAAAGAUUGGGACUUGGAACUUCGGACUCAACAAGGCGGAAGAAAAAGUGAAGAAAGACACUCACUUUUGAGAAACUCCUGAGAUCAGAGUUUGGGGCUCCGAACUCCUGAAAUGGCGCGAAAGAUGGAACCACGACGGAGGAGCCCGAGUGGAAAGUGGGAAUACAUAUGGCCAAUGUGGUUGACGCUGUUGCUUCACGUCGUCGCCAUUUUCCUAUUCACCAGAGGCUUUCUGCUUACUAGAACCGAGCUUCCUUACUACAGCAGUUGCUCCGACAUUUCCCAGUCCCCUUGCUUUUCUUCUUCUGAUAACUUGAACAGCACCACUAAUUCUUCAGAUGGGUCUUGCUGGACUAAACCUGCUAUAAACCGUCUGGUUAUUAUUGUUCUUGAUGCUCUCAGGUUUGAUUUUGUCGCUCCCAGUUCAUUCUUUCCUGAAUCUAAACCAUGGAUGGAUAAAUUACAAGUAUUGAGGAUGGUGGCUUCUAGAAAUGGAUCAUCCGCAAGAAUCUUUAAAGCCUUUGCUGAUCCACCUACAACAAGUUUGCAGCGACUGAAGGGCUUGACUACUGGGGGACUGCCUACUUUUGUAGAUGUUGGGAAUAGCUUUGGUGCACCCGCAAUUGUUGAAGAUAACCUCAUACAUCAGUUGGUUCAGAAUGGGAAAAAAGUUCUUAUGAUGGGGGAUGAUACGUGGACACAACUGUUUCCUCAUCAUUUUGAAAGAUCAUAUCCAUACCCUUCUUUCAACGUCAAAGAUCUUGAUACGGUUGACAAUGGAUGCAUUGACCACCUUAUUCCAUCUCUUCAUGAGGAAAAUUGGGAUGUUCUUAUUUCACAUUUUCUUGGAGUGGAUCAUGCUGGACAUAUAUUUGGUGUUGAUUCCAACCCGAUGAUAGAAAAGUUGCAGCAAUACAAUAAUAUUUUAGAGAGAGUAAUUGAAGAGCUCGAAAGUCAAUCUGGACCUGGGGGUUUACAUGAGAAUACUAUGCUUAUUGUGAUGGGUGAUCAUGGACAAACCCUAAACGGUGAUCAUGGUGGUGGAGGUUCUGAAGAGGUGGAAACUGCUGUCUUUGCUAUGAACUUUAAGAAGCCUCCAUCUUCCAUACCACCAGAAUUUGAUAGUUCUGCUUGUCGACUUGACAUGGAUGGGAAUAAUGUCUGCAUCAGCUCCAUGCAACAGCUUGACUUUGCAGCAACAGUUUCAGCAUUGAUUGGUAUCCCUUUCCCUUAUGGAAGUAUUGGUCGUAUCAAUCCUGAGCUGUAUGCUCUAGGAGCUCGGAGGUGGGAUUUGGGAGCCCCUCAGGAGCCAUCAGAAUCAGAUGUCUGGAUGCAGAAUUAUGCUAACGUGCUAUGUGUCAAUUCUUGGCAGGUGAAGAGAUAUAUAGAUGUUUAUUCAGCUUCAUCAGCUGUUGGAUUUUCCUCUGAUGACUUGUCUCGAAUAGCAAGCACUUAUGCUCAAGCAGAGAGCCAUUGGUUGCAUUCAACUAAGAAGUUACUGUCAGGCAGCAAAAAUGGCAGUGAUACAAUUUUGCCUACGCUUCAGAAGCAAAUUGAUGCAUACUUUAAUUUUCUAGCUACUGUUGCUGAGUUAGCUCGCCUCAAAUGGACCGAGUUUGACUUGAAACUGAUGAUAUCUGGCAUUUUAAUCAUGCUUCUAUCAAUCAUUUUUCAAAUUCUCUCCAUGUUAAGAGGGAACAAGCAGCUUGGUAUAUUUAUGCCACUAUCUGGAGCUUCUGGAAUUUUCUCCAUCUCAACUUUGGCAUAUGUUUUACUGGCAAUCCGUGCAUGCAGUUUCCUUUCAAACAGUUACAUCUUGGAGGAAGGAAAAGUGGCAAAUUUCCUUUUGGCCACAUCUGGGAUUGUGAUGUUACGAUACGCAGUCAGGAAGGAGAAGCUAUUACCAGAGAGUUUUGGAUUCCUUCUCUUGUGCGCGUUUUGUCAAUUUUCCAUUGAAGUUGGGCUGACAAAACAGGCUGCCACAUCUGCUUUCAUGAAAGAACACACUUCAUGGAUCCUCAACAUCACAUCCGGUUUUCCAGUGUGGGAGUUUGUGGCUGAAGUUGCACCCAUGCUAGCUCUGAUCCUGUUGGCAUUUCUACUGUACAAGGCCACCAAUAACAGUUCCUUCAAGUGGGCAUGGAAGUAUACUAUUCGGAGUACCAUCUUGAGUUACAUGCUAAUACUGUUGCAUUGGAUUUCAGACGGUAAUAGGAUCGGUUUUGCACUGAUGCCUGAAAGCAUUGGAAGAAAUUACGUUCCCAGGAUCAUCUAUGCUAUUUCUUUGGGGCAGCUGUUAUUGCUGUCAUUUGGUGCUCUAUUUGAGGAUAACUCUUUGGAUUGCAAGAAAAAUUUAAUCACAAAAACAGUGGCCAUUUUAUCUGCGUGGAGUUCGACUGUCAUUCUUCUUUCUGGAAAGCAGGGUCCCAUGAUUGCCUGUGCAUCCACAAUUGGAGGUUAUUGUAUAUUGAGGAUGGAUAAUACAGGAGAGCGUACUACGGAAAGACCAAGCAGCAGUUCGGCUGUUGAUCCCUUCCGUGUGAUGCAAUGGAGCCUUUUUGCUGUGUGCCUCUUUUUCUGCAGCGGUCACUGGUGUGCUUUUGAUGGUCUUCGUUAUGGUGCUGCAUUUGUGGGGUUUGAAGAAUUUGUUCUCAUUCGUCAAGCAAUCCUCCUAACAAUUGAUACCUUUGGUUUUUCGAUCAUCCUUCCAGUACUCGGUCUCCCAUUUCUUGUAGCAACCAUGAAACAGGCUAAUCAAACAAAACAUUUUAUCUACACACAAUUAUCUCAAGCGUAUGUGAUGUAUGGGCUAAGUACAGCAAUUACAACAACUUUUGCAAUAUUAUGUGUCACGGUUCAGAGGCGACACUUGAUGGUAUGGGGUUUAUUUGCUCCCAAGUUUGUUUUCGAUGUGGUUGGUCUUCUCCUUACAGACAUCUUCACAUGUUGGGCUUCACUUUACUAUUUUGAUCAAGUCAAGGAUGACCAAUAGCUCUAAUAUCAGGAUGCUGAUUAGUUAUAUAUUAUGUUAGUGAUCUGCAUUUCAUUUUUUCAAUUUUUUUUUCACCAAUUCUUUUUCUCCCUAUUUUUUGCAUUGCUGUAUAUAGAUUCAUUCUACGAUCACACAAAUUUUGUAGUUAGAUAUUUCUUUAUGACAGUAUAAGCACAUGAAUCUAUAGCUUGCUCCU
Molecule: messenger RNA, 3226 nt
Organism: Neltuma alba
Lineage: Eukaryota; Viridiplantae; Streptophyta; Magnoliopsida; Fabales; Fabaceae
Product: GPI ethanolamine phosphate transferase 3
Exons: 20
Coding region: 151-3030 (959 amino acids)
Biological process (GO): GPI anchor biosynthetic process
Cellular component (GO): endoplasmic reticulum membrane
Molecular function (GO): mannose-ethanolamine phosphotransferase activity
Source: RefSeq, a predicted model, not a curated record